GAUCCACGAUCAUAUCAGUAACCUUUUGAACUGAGGCCUAUCGCACUGGUUAGAACUGGACUGCAGCCGCGGCAGGCGGCUUCUGAUACCCGCUCCUACACAGCUAAACUUAAAAUAAACUAUAAAAAUACUUAAUUUAUUUAAGUUCCUUAUAAUUACGAGGUCAGAAACUGAUAAUAGGACGUUAUUAUUGUUAAGGUGUUAGUCAAUCCGCAUGUUCGCAGGGGAUUCGUCUUCUUAUCAGUACGAGACAAUUUAUAAGUAGGCAACGCGAGAACGAGCCAUCACUACGCGCAGCGAUCGCGCAGUGGCUACUAGUGGCCAUAAAAUCUAUUUAGUAUUAUAACAAUGUUAGUGUUUCCGCAUUUGAGGUCAGAUAUACGUAACGAGGGGUGCAGGACGUCAAGAUGGAUGCCUGCCGAGAGAUUCGCUCCUUAUUUCGCGAGACCAACUAUAAUCAAACAUUUGCCCCCGCAGGAAGAGGAUGACGACCUGUCUGGCGGAUCAUCCCCAGAGCAUGUAACUGAGUCAAUGGACAGUAUUGGUGUAUGCGGUUGGCGGGGGUGUAUGGCACGGUUUGCGAGCAUCCCCCGCCUUUCAGCACACAUCGCGCGAGUGCACGCGCAUGCACACAGAGACGGAUUGUUCUAUUGCAACUGGAAGGGUUGUUCUAGACCGCAACGGGGUUUUAACGCCAGGUACAAAAUGUUGGUGCAUGUAAGGACUCACACAAACGAACGUCCACAUACCUGUAAUCAGUGUCAAAAAAGCUUUUCAAGAGCCGAAAAUCUUAAAAUACAUCUCCGUUCACAUUCCGGGGAAAAACCAUACGUUUGCCCUUACGAGGGAUGCGGGAAAGCGUACUCAAAUUCAAGCGACAGGUUCAAACACACACGUACGCACACCGUGGAUAAGCCUUACUGCUGCAAAAUACCGGGUUGCAACAAACGUUACACGGAUCCGUCCAGCUUAAGGAAACAUGUCAAGACUUACAAACACUUCGUCAACGAUAAGGACCUGCCGAAACAUGAAAUGACGGAAGAAAGAGCGAGUUCUGAUAGCUCUUCACCGCUUCGGGAAAACAGCGGAUACGGCCAGUCCUCACCUCGUAUGUACAUCCCAAAUUGUAUACCCCCAUCAAAAUCCUCGUACAAUACCUACUUGCCGUAUUCGAAUCCCGCGUUAGGAGCGCCUUUAGGUUACUUACCAGUGUUAGAACAAGUUCCGUGUGUGCGACCGUUAGAGAGGGUUUUUCCCAUGAGAGUCCCGCCCCACGACAUGCCGUAUACAGACUACCACCUCUACGAGGACCAUUACCGGAACGUCUACCCUUACGGCCUAAAUUAUUCACCCUUAAGGCCGAAUGUCAAUGAAAAAGUAUUAUAUGAAGAGCAGGAAACAAUCGAGGAGAUACAAGUUGUUGAUACUGAAAAACACGUAGAAGUACCUUUAAACUUAAUAUGUAGCAAACGACUGGAGUUCAAGCCAGUCGACGAUCUAGUCAGACACACAGACUUGCCUCUAGAUUUAAGUACUAAGAGUUAAUUAAAUAAUAAAAAAACCGUUU
Molecule: messenger RNA, 1567 nt
Organism: Danaus plexippus (monarch butterfly)
Lineage: Eukaryota; Metazoa; Arthropoda; Insecta; Lepidoptera; Nymphalidae
Product: zinc finger protein GLIS2-like
Exons: 4
Coding region: 349-1545 (398 amino acids)
Biological process (GO): regulation of transcription by RNA polymerase II; smoothened signaling pathway
Cellular component (GO): nucleus
Molecular function (GO): DNA-binding transcription factor activity, RNA polymerase II-specific; RNA polymerase II cis-regulatory region sequence-specific DNA binding
Source: RefSeq, a predicted model, not a curated record